Messenger RNA from Dermacentor silvarum, 1605 nucleotides. RefSeq lists its product as uncharacterized. The record is from RefSeq and is a predicted model, not a curated record. Lineage: Eukaryota; Metazoa; Arthropoda; Arachnida; Ixodida; Ixodidae. The coding region runs from base 1036 to 1605 and encodes 189 amino acids. The transcript is spliced from 3 exons.
UCGGACUAUUACAUCAAAAGGUACUGAGGGCAGUGUCAUAGGAGAAAUGCAGCUUUUGAGAAAAUGCAAAAAGAACUUCCAGGACAUGAUCUAGGUUUAUUAGCAAUUAACGAAAUUCAAGUUCACCUUGCACUAGAAGCCACCAAGCACAUAAUCACCAUCGCUCUCUUUCGUGCGCCUCUUCUUUAUGGAAUGCAUAAACUUUUCUGCUGUGGCGUGCUUCUUGUCAGACGCCACUAGCCAGUGUUGGUCUUUUUCAGCACGUCUUUGAACUGCUGUGCUGCCUUGGCUCAAGUGUGGCUCCUUCAAGAUGGCCUCAGAGGCAUGUUUCUUCCCAGCAUUAACCCUGGUGAUUGCUUCAGCAACAGAAGUUUCCACUGUGAAAUGCAGGGCAUGUUUGCUUUUAGGCACAAGCGACCAGGGGUGCGAUUUUGUACGCGUUCCAAAAUGGAACGGAGGCGUUCCGUUCCAUCGAGCCGCACACGAUUGGUCAAUUUGAACCGUGACGAACGCCAUGACGUCAAUUGUGACGUGAACCGUGACGUCUUGUUGCUGUCAAUCAUUCCGUGUCGUCUGCUAACGGACGAACGCAACGGAACGGUUGCCGAGUCCGUCCGUUUCGAUAGAACGGAUUAGAACGGCUGCCAGACGACUUGGAUUGGAUUAAAACGUAAGCGCUUGGGACAGUUAGCUUCUUUCGUAUCCGGUUCAAUCCAAAUCGGGAAUCCCAACAGUUGGAGAAAAUGGCGUUUUCUUUCUCUGCCGUGUCUUUUCGUGUCGCCUGUGCGGCUGCUGCAGUCGCGCAGAGACGAUGCCGACGUAGAUGAUGCAUUUAAAGAGUUGACGGAGGAAGAGUUCCGGCAAUAUUUUCGUCUGUCCAAACGAACAGUGCGUCGCUUGUGCGACGAGCUUGACUCCAUCAUUGGAUGCCAGCGAGCCAGUGGCCUUUCCACAGAAAGGAAGGUGUUGUGCGCGCUGCGAUUUUUCGGCACUGGAAGCUUCCGGAGGAGCGUUGGUCGCGAGGAGCAAAUAGGCAUGGCGCAGCCGGCCGCGAGCAACACCAUCCAGGAGGUGACGGAGGCCAUCAUUUCCGUGUCUGCCCGGAGAAAGUUGGUGGACUUUUCAUUGACACCGGCUGCCAAGGAUGAGGCAAAGGAGGCGUUUGCGCGACGCGGUGCCAUUCCAGGCGUGCUAGCGUGCGUCGACGGCACGUUGAUCGCCGUUAUGAAGCCAGAGGGACUCAGCCCGGCCGACACGGCGAGCUUCAUGUCGAGAAAGGGUUAUUACGCCCUCAACGUCAUAGUCGUGUGCAACUCGGAACUUUGCAUCCUUGUUGUGGACCUCCGGCUCCCUGAUUCGGGCCACGACUCUUGGAUGUGGCAGCAUAAUCCACUGUGUACGCGCCUCGCCACACAACUGCAGCCUGGCGAGUCUCUGCUUGGUGGCCAGCUACGACUAGUGCCAGGGAGCGCACCUUCUCCAGUAUGCUCUCCUGAGCCGCUGCCGUCCUCUCUGCCGCGAUGGCGAGCCGAGUGGUGGAUUGUUCGAUCCUUCGCAGCACCUGAAAUGUAUAAUUGUGGUGGAAUUGUUCAUAUGAGUUGCUGA